Molecule: messenger RNA, 2211 nt
Organism: Penicillium expansum
Lineage: Eukaryota; Fungi; Ascomycota; Eurotiomycetes; Eurotiales; Aspergillaceae
Product: UDP-glucuronosyl/UDP-glucosyltransferase
Exons: 11
Coding region: 1-2211 (736 amino acids)
Biological process (GO): carbohydrate metabolic process
Molecular function (GO): hexosyltransferase activity; UDP-glycosyltransferase activity
Source: RefSeq, a predicted model, not a curated record
AUGUCCUCCAAACAUGAGAUGAGACAAUUGGAAGAGGAUUUACUUGAGAACAACAACAGGAACGAAUAUGAGAUUGCUGACGAGCUACCGCCGCCUACCUACAACUCUCUCUUCUCCGACGACCUACUACUUCCACCGCCAACUACCAGGGACGAAAGGCGUGAAUCGGUCCUGAUCGAAGAUAUCGGUCGCUUUAGCAUAGAUUUAAGUGCCGGAAAUCGCACGUCUACGCUGAUCGAACAAUUUUUAUUACCCGCGCAACGGCCACAGAUUAUACAAAUUCAAGCCGACAGUUCCAGUUCAGAUUCACUUGUCAAACCCACCGAUGAUGUGAAGAGCUUAGUUGGAACUCAUGAAAUCCCACUGGAAAUUCUUCUGAUGCUUGUAGGAAGCAGAGAGGAGAUCAAAUCUGUUAUACUGGUCGGCCAGGAACUUCAUCAACAUGGCCACCGAGUUCGAGUCGCUACACAUUCAAUUUUCCAAUCACUCGUUCACAGAGCCGGAUUGGAAUUCUUCUCCAUCAGUAGCGACCCAGAGCAUCCUAUCGCGGCAAAAGAUUCAGGCCUAAUGCCUGAUUCAAGCGGUCUUGACAGACCCCAGGUCCUGAAAAACAAGAAGGUCUUACUGAACACCCUAAAAGAAUGUUGGAAUGCCUGCACCCACCCCGGCUCGCAUGAAAACAAACCUUUCGUCCCUGACGCGAUUAUCGCAACGCCUCUUGCACAUGCUCAUGUCCAUUGUGCGGAGCGGCUGUCAAUCCCGCUUCAUAUCAUGUCUAAUAGCCCCUGGACACCGACGAGACGAUUCACACAUCCGCUAGCACAGAUUGAGACAGGAAGUGAGAUUGAUUACCAGUUGCAGAACUAUAUCUCCUAUCUGCUGGUUGGGGAGUCGGUAUGGCAUGACGGGGCCGGGAUUUUAAGAGAGUCCAAGAUUCCUCAUACCUAUCUAUGGUCCUCAGAAUUGCUCCCCAAACCGGAGGACUGGGACGAUACCAUUGAUAUUUCUGGUUACCCUACAAUCGGAAGCCCGUCUCCUUUUACCCCUUCAAAGGCGCUAGAAAAUUUCCUCGAUUCCGCAAUCGACCCUGUCUUCGUCGCACUGGACAUCACCCAAUUGAACAACCCCAAGUUAUUCGCUCAAUACCUCGUUGAAGCUUCACGAAAGUACGGAGUAUAUCUUGUCCUACCAAGUGGGUUCCGAGAAAUACUUAAUAAAUCGGAAAUGCCAAAAAAGAUUUUCCUGCUAGAGAAUGACCCAAAUGGUAAAGAGUGGCUCAUGGGCAAAAUAUCGAUCUUGUUAACCAGUGGUGACAUCCCGACGGUAAAGGAGGGUGUUCAAAACGGAAAACCAAUGAUCUCAUUACCACUUCUUUGCGACCAACCCUUUUGGGCAACAACCAUCCACAAUGCAGGUGUCGGUCCAGCUCCACUUCGCGAGAAAGCGCUCACCAGCGAAAGCCUUUUCGAGGCAUUCCAAUAUUGUCGACAGCCAAGUGUAAAACAGGUUGCUUUGAGGUUAGGCCAGAGGAUCCGGGGGGAGAACGGCACUACAAACGCCGUGCAGUCGUUUUAUCGCCAUUUAAGAUGGGAAAAGGUUCGAUGCAGUGAUACCAACACAGAGCCUGUGAUCUAUCGCAUGCAAUUGAAACCAUCAUUUGGCGGCAAAGUCGAGACUGAUGGGGUUGGCAUUUCGAUCAGAGGAGGUGGCUCCCCCGUGGAACCGGAUGAGUACCCCAUACACACGAGACGGGAUCAGAUACCCGAGCUCACCGAGGAAAAGGUCAAGACCACCUUCCUUGUCGAUGCAAAGGGAGUAUCCAAAAGUCUUAUCAAAGCCAUCAUUAAACCUACGGUCUCGCACAUCGCAGAUGCGCACAGGAAACGCGAGAAUCAGAAUGACGUACCCGUGCCGACCGGUUCAAAAGCCGAGCAACAUAAAACCCGAACGGAGACGGCGAUGAAGGUAGCUAGGAACGUGGGCUUUGGGUCUGCAGUCACUUGUGGGAAGAUUGCGAUGCUGCCUUUUAAAACUGUAUGGUAUAUGAGCGAAACGGCAUCAUACGGAGUUCGAGCCCUACAGGGCCUGGAUCGCAAUGACGACAAAAGAAAUAAUCAGGACAUGGAACAAGCGUCCAAUGUCAACAAUCCUCGGGUUUUCGAUGAAGGUAAAGUUGUUGAACUUAUAAAGCGUGAAGGAUUUCAGUUCUGA